Molecule: messenger RNA, 1132 nt
Organism: Arachis ipaensis
Lineage: Eukaryota; Viridiplantae; Streptophyta; Magnoliopsida; Fabales; Fabaceae
Gene: LPA19
Product: photosystem II 11 kDa protein-like protein
Biological process (GO): photosystem II assembly; photosystem II repair
Cellular component (GO): photosystem II; chloroplast thylakoid lumen
Source: RefSeq, a predicted model, not a curated record
AUCCAAAGUUGUAGGCUUCAUUCUCCCUUUCAAUUUUUUGCUGUCAAUUCAGAUGGGCUUCUGUUUUCAGUUCCUCUCUAAUGUUUUCAUUUUUUCAGCAUUAUAAGUUCUACUUAAUGUCUUAAAAUACAUGAUUAUCAAUCAUUUAGUGUAGUACAAAGUGGAUGAAACUUAUGAAUUUCAUUGUCAUGACUCAACCAAGGUGAAAUGCUAUGCUUCGCUAGCAAGAUUGUAAGAUACCAUUGCAGCCUUGUGUAUUCGGUGGAUGUAGCUUAACAUUUCUGAGAUUUAUUUACAAAGAAGGAUGGCAAUUAUCCUUGCAGCAACCAUGUGUUCCAUUACAAGUUUCAAACCAGCUCAAGCGAUCAAAACAUUUGAUUUUGAGGAUAAAGUGCAAUCCAGGUCUAAUAUUGCACUGCCUCCUUCGGAACCUUUGUCGAGUCGCAGGCAGCUUAUAGUCGGUGCUGGCGCUUCAUUGGUUACCACGGCGUGUUGUUAUGGUUUAUCUCCAUCAAUGGGGUGGGCAGAAGAGAAAUCAUCUGACAAAGAGGAUGAUGAUAACAAAGGGAUUGUUGGGGACAUCACAUCAUUGUUUGAUCCUAAUGAGAAAACAAAGAAAGGGAAGGUGUUGCCAAAGGCUUACUUAAAGUCAGCAAGAGAGGUUGUGAAAACACUGCGUGAAUCUUUGAAUGAACCACCUGAUGACAUUGCCAAAUUUAGAAGAACUGCAGACUCAGCAAAAGAGUCAAUUAGAGAGUAUUUGGGGAGUUGGAGGGGGAAGCAGACUGUUGUUCAAGAAGAAUCAUACGUUAUGCUGGAGAAGGCAAUUAGAUCUUUGGCGAAUUUUUACUCAAAGGCAGGGCCAUCUGCACCAUUGCCGAAGGAGGUUAAGUCUGAGAUAUUGGACUACCUAAAUAUUGCUGAGGAAUUUUUGUAGACAAAUCACACCGUUUCAAGCCACAACAUCUUAUGAUAUAUAGUAUUUACUUUGAGAAUCGUUAGAUGAUAAUAUAGCCAAACAUAAAAAAAUCAUCUAACAUUCUUAACUAUCAAUUUUACAUAAAGAUAAUUACAAUCUGCAUGUAAAUUGUCAAUUUAAUUUUAUACCUUUAUGAGAGGUGUUGUUUAGAUA